Molecule: messenger RNA, 1702 nt
Organism: Hevea brasiliensis (rubber tree)
Lineage: Eukaryota; Viridiplantae; Streptophyta; Magnoliopsida; Malpighiales; Euphorbiaceae
Product: IAA-amino acid hydrolase ILR1-like 4
Exons: 5
Coding region: 246-1553 (435 amino acids)
Biological process (GO): auxin metabolic process
Cellular component (GO): endoplasmic reticulum
Molecular function (GO): IAA-Ala conjugate hydrolase activity
Source: RefSeq, a predicted model, not a curated record
UCCUCCGGUUGUGUUGUUAAUGUGAAGCAUAUGAACUGUGAGGGCCACUUCUACGAACAUUGCUUCACGGUUCCCCCACCACCCAUUCCUCAAUUUUCGCGUUUCUGAAACCACUUAACGCCAUUACUGCAACUUUAACUAUAGUGUCUUCUUCCUGUUAUCGAUUCCUUCUAGUAGCCCAAAUCCUUUCUUUCUAUUAAAGUUUUGUUCUUUGUUUUAUAAUCUCAUCAGUUCUUUGCGAAGCCAUGAAGGUCUUUAGCUGGGUUUUUUUGGUGUUCAUCUUGCAUUUAUUGAGCCCUGCUUUGAGCUUAAAUGGGUUGGCAUUGGAUAUCUCAAUAAGGUUUCUGAAUUAUGCCAAGAAAGAGGAGCUUGUCAAUUGGAUGGUGGGUGUGAGGAGGAAGAUACAUGAGAAUCCAGAGCUGGGUUAUGAGGAAUUUGAGACCAGUAAGCUUAUUAGAGCAGAAUUGGAUAAAAUGGGUAUCAAAUAUAAAUACCCAGUUGCAGUUACUGGUGUUGUUGGCUUCGUUGGGACUGGCAAACCUCCUUUUGUUGCGCUAAGAGCGGACAUGGAUGCUCUUGCUAUGAAGGAAAUGGUAGAGUGGAAGCACAAGAGUAAAGUUCCUGGGACGAUGCACGCUUGUGGACAUGAUGCUCAUGUCACUAUGCUUCUUGGUGCUGCAAAGAUCCUUCAGGAGCAUCAGGAAGAGUUAAAGGGUACUGUUGUUCUUGUUUUCCAACCAGCUGAGGAAGGAGGUGGGGGGGCAAAGAAAAUGAUAGAUGCAGGAGCUUUAGAGAAUGUCAAUGCUAUCUUUGGGUUGCAUGUUGAUCCCAUGUUGCCAAUAGGUCAAGUGGCUUCCAGACCUGGUCCUCUGCUGGCUGGGAAUGGCUUCUUUGAAGCGGUAAUAAGUGGAAAAGGAGGUCAUGCUGCCAUUCCUCAGCAAUCAAUUGACCCAAUAUUGGCAGCUUCUAAUGUGAUUGUUAACUUACAGCAUCUUGUUUCAAGGGAAGCUGAUCCACUGGACUCACAGGUGGUGACCGUUGCAAAAUUCCAAGGGGGUGGUGCGUUCAAUGUUAUUCCAGAUUCUGCUAAAAUUGGUGGCACCUUCCGAGCAUUUUCAAAAGAAAGCUUUAUGCAACUUAGGCAGCGCAUCAAUGAGGUUAUCACAAGGCAAGCUUCUGUACAGAGGUGUAAAGCAUCUAUUGAUUUCCUUGAGAAUGACCCUCCUACUGUGAACAAUGAACAAUUGCACAAGUAUUUCAAAAUUGUUGCAGGAGGUGUGCUUGGCAUUGAUAACAUUAAAGAUAUGCCACCAUCAAUGGGAUCUGAGGAUUUUGCCUUUUAUCAAGAGGUGAUUCCUGGAUACUUCUUCUUUAUUGGAAUGCAGAAUGAGACACGUAAACAGCUUCAAUCUCCUCACUCACCCUUAUUUGAAAUUAACGAAGAUGUCCUUCCUCAUGGUGCUGCACUUCAUGCAUCAUUGGCUGCUAACUAUCUUCUUGAAUUCCAAACAGAAGUUCCUUUGCCAGAGGAAACACAUCAUGACGAACUGUGAGAUUUUUCUCGACUGACUUCACAAUUGAUAUAAACUUGAUGACUUGAAAGCUUUAAAAUUUUUCAGGUCAACAUUGUGAUUCUGCUUCUGAUGUAUAUAUGACUUAUUGAAGUUAAAUUUGACAUAUCCAAUUUGAAUUUAUUUUUUUA